AUGUUUACCCAAAGCACAAGCCCUACCCCCUGCUCCAUCCCUGUCCCCAUCCAGGCCCUACCCCCUGCUCCAUCCCUGUCCCCAUCCAGGCCCUACCCCCUGCUCCAUCCCUUUCACCAUCCAGGCCCUACCCCCUGCUCCAUCCCUGUCCCCAUCCAGGCCCCAGUCCCCACCCCCUGCUCCAUCCCUUCCCCAGGCCCUACCCCCUGCUCCAUCCAGUCCCCAGUCCCCACCCCCUGCUCCAUCCCUGUCCCCAGUCCAUACCCCAUGCUCCAUCCCAGUCCCCACCCAGUCCCCAACCAGUCCCCACCCCCUGCUCCAUCCCUGUCCCCACCCAGUCCCCAACCAGUCCCCACCCCCUGCUCCAUCCCUGUCCCCACCCAGUCCCCAGUCCCUACUCCAUGCUCCAUCCAGUCCCCAGUCCCCACCCCCUGCUCCAUCCCUGUCCCCACCCAUCCCUACCCCAUGCUCCAUCCCUGUCCCCAUCCAGUCCCUACCCCAUGCUCCAUCCCUGUCCCCAUCCAGUCCCCAGUCCAUACCCCCUUCCCCAUCCCUGUCCCCAUCCAGUCCCUACCCCCUGCUCCAUUCCUGUCCCCAUUCAGUCCCUACCCCCUGCUCCAUCCCUUCCAUACCCCAUGCUCCAUCCCAGUCCCCACCCAGUCCCCAACCAGUCCCCACCCCCUGCUCCAUCCCUGUCCCCACCCAGUCCCCAACCAGUCCCCACCCCCUGCUCCAUCCCUGUCCCCACCCAGUCCCCAGUCCCUACUCCAUGCUCCAUCCAGUCCCCAGUCCCUACCCCAUGCUCCAUCCCUGUCCCCAUCCAGUCCCCAGUCCAUACCCCCUUCCCCAUCCCUGUCCCCAUCCAGUCCCUACCCCCUGCUCCAUUCCUGUCCCCAUUCAGUCCCUACCCCCUGCUCCAUCCCUGUCCCCAUCCAGUCCCUACCCCCUGCUCCAUUCCUGUCCCCAUCCAGUCCCUACCCCAUGCUCCAUCCCUGUCCCCAUCCAGUCCCUACCCCCUGCUCCAUCCAGUCCCCAGUCCCCACCCCCUGCUCCAUCCCUGUCCCCAGUCCAUACCCCAUGCUCCAUCCCAGUCCCCACCCAGUCCCCAACCAGUCCCCACCCCCUGCUCCAUCCCUGUCCCCACCCAGUCCCCAACCAGUCCCCACCCCCUGCUCCAUCCCUGUCCCCACCCAGUCCCCAGUCCCUACUCCAUGCUCCAUCCAGUCCCCAGUCCCCACCCCCUGCUCCAUCCCUGUCCCCACCCAUCCCUACCCCAUGCUCCAUCCCUGUCCCCAUCCAGUCCCUACCCCAUGCUCCAUCCCUGUCCCCAUCCAGUCCCCAGUCCAUACCCCCUUCCCCAUCCCUGUCCCCAUCCAGUCCCUACCCCCUGCUCCAUUCCUGUCCCCAUUCAGUCCCUACCCCCUGCUCCAUCCCUGUCCCCAUCCAGUCCCUACCCCCUGCUCCAUUCCUGUCCCCAUCCAGUCCCUACCCCAUGCUCCAUCCCUGUCCCCAUCCAGUCCCUACCCCAUGCUCCAUCCCUGUCCCCAUCCAGUCCCCAGUCCAUACCCCUUCCCCAUCCCUGUCCCCAUCCAUCCCUACCCCCUGCUCCAUCCCUGUCCCAACCCAGCCAAGAGUAAUGCAUAA
Molecule: messenger RNA, 1644 nt
Organism: Oncorhynchus kisutch (coho salmon)
Lineage: Eukaryota; Metazoa; Chordata; Actinopteri; Salmoniformes; Salmonidae
Product: proline-rich extensin-like protein EPR1
Exons: 7
Coding region: 1-1644 (547 amino acids)
Source: RefSeq, a predicted model, not a curated record